AUGGACACUCUCUCCGGUUCCGUAUGUCGGGCUUGUCGUCUGCGACUGUUCCUCAAUUCACCCUCCUCCUCCUUCUCCUCUGCUACAACCAUCCGAACGUUUGCAUCGACGUCGUCUCGUCUGCACAUACCUCCGGAAUCGCCAGCCUUCAUUGACGUUCCCGAGCCUCACCAACCCGUCGGCGAGCCCAAGCCGCAGGUCAAGGGCAUCCUGCCGGUCCCACGCGAGCUCUUCCCCCGUCGCCGCCCGGACAAGCCGGGGCAGGAAUACCUCGCCAAUGUCACGCGCGACCCCCUCCCCAAGAACGUGCCGCACCCGGACCACCUCAGCGAGACGGGCCGGUACAAGCAGCGGAUGGCGGAGCUGCGCAAGGCCCAGCUGCGCGAAGGGCUCCAGGAGCUGCACAGGCGCAAGGUGCACAUCGACGGCCAGAUCGCCUACCGCAGCCAGGCGCGACAGAAGCAGAACGCGCGGCUGACGACGCAGGCGCAGCGCGAGGACGAGCGGCUCACCAACGCGACGGUGCCGAGCGCCAUGAAGCUGCGAGGGGGCCACCACGAGCUGUCGCCCGAGGACGAGGACGCCCUCUACGACUCCCGCGUGCAGGCGUACCAGGCGAAACGGGCCGCGAAGCACGCGGACCGCCUCGACAGGCUGCACACGCUGUACAUGAACGCCCGCCACUUCAUCACCACCAAGGAGCAGCUGGCCGACGCCAUCGACCAGGCCUUCCAGACCACCAAGAGCAUCUGGGAUCGACAGGGCCCGCCGGACACGGUCGAGGACAUGAUCAGGCGAGGAAGGGACAGGACCGGAGACCAGGGCAGAGGCGGCCUGAGGUUGUCGUCCGAGGUCAACGAGCGAGUCUUGAAGGACCAGGAGCGCAUGCAAAAGAUUGCUGAGAAGUUGAGCGGUGGAAAAAUGUAG
Molecule: messenger RNA, 927 nt
Organism: Exophiala spinifera
Lineage: Eukaryota; Fungi; Ascomycota; Eurotiomycetes; Chaetothyriales; Herpotrichiellaceae
Exons: 1
Coding region: 1-927 (308 amino acids)
Source: RefSeq, a predicted model, not a curated record